Molecule: messenger RNA, 1955 nt
Organism: Leptinotarsa decemlineata (Colorado potato beetle)
Lineage: Eukaryota; Metazoa; Arthropoda; Insecta; Coleoptera; Chrysomelidae
Source: RefSeq, a predicted model, not a curated record
CCUGUAAAUCGAACUCGUUGACAUCAUCUUUCAAACGAAUGUCAAAAUUCUUGUGAGAGCAAUAAAAUUUUAAGUGACCGUGAAUAAAACCAAUAUUUGUACUGAAUAUUAUGCAAUGAAGAAAAAAUUCCAGUAUGGAUCGUAUCAAGGAUGAGUUGCAGUUUUACUCGAAAUUCACCAGGCCACUCAUUUUCAGUUUACCGGAUGCAAAAGAUAGAGUUCGAGCAGCAGGAUGGGUUAAGAAAAUCAGAGAAGAUCAGUCUGGAAACGAGAGAUUGAAAACAGAUUAUAUCAAAUUAUUACUCUUUGCAUUGCAACGCAAGAAGUUAGUAGGGAUAUUUGCAGAUGAUCCGGAUCUCUAUGAAAAGUUGGAGGAAUUUCCGCCUGAUUUUGAUCUCAAUAGCAUGGCGAGGACACUUAUCCAAACGGAACAGACAGAAAGGGUCGAGAGGAUUCGGAAGCAACUUAGAGGACAGAUUGGUGAUUAUCCUCCUUAUACCACUGAUUGUUCGUCAGAUUUUCGAGAAUAUGCAGCUGCGCAGGAUAUUCCAGGAUUCGGCGUGCAUUGCUACUACGCCAUUUCCAGGGAACCUAUAAAUUUUUGGCAACGGGCUGAUAGAGGAAUAUACCCAAAAAUUACAAAAAGUGCAGUGGAUUCAACAAGUCCGCUACCUCCAGGAGUCAGUGGAAGAACAUCAGAUCCUUCUUGUGUUUGUCCAUCUGCACCUGGAGAAGUGGAAUCAUCUUGCAAGGCAAGGGUUCAUAAGGAAAGAGAACCAUCCAGAAGAAAGCGACACAAGAAAAAACUCGGAAAGAGUCCACCUACUUCUCCUCUAGGAACAGUCCCUCCACCUGAAGAAAGGGAAUCGCCAACGUGGAGUUCUAACCUGAUGGAGGUUAGAGAGUCGAAGCCUGUCGAAGAAUCAGAUGCAAAACCUGCUAGAUCAACUGGAGCUAUUCCCAAACUACGAACGGAAAAAGAUAAAAAAAAAGCACUGAGGAGAAAGCUCAAAGGAGACGAUUCAGAUGCUGAAGAUGCUGAACUUAAAGAAAUGGAAGAUGCACUGGAAGAUUACCGUAGAGGUGAAAUCAGAUCUAGGAGGAAAAGAGCCAGAACAAGAAAAAAAGGACUUUCUGAAGAAGAAGAAGAAGAAGAAGAUGAGGAUCUAGAGGACCAGCCAUUAUUCGAAAUAAUCCAGGGAGGAGAAGAUGUAUGGGACACAUUUGAAGAUUUAGAUCAAUCUAAGUUUCAAGAAGAACUAGAUGAGGAUUCUGCUCUUUUGACAAAAUUCAAAGAUAAAUUAACAAAGAUCGAAACGAGGAGAAAACUCGCCGAAAGAAAACAACGGGUGGGAAGUGUAUCUCCAGCUGAAGCUGGCAUUCCGUUAACUACCCCCAAACCUUCUCCAAGUCCAAAACGACAGGAAUCUUCAGAAAAGAUAUAUUCAGAAGGGCCGUCUGAAAUUCCAGUGCGCGGCGAGGAGCCAUCCCGUUUACCAAAGAAAGGUCUGCCAUCUUCAAUGAAAGACCCAAAAUUGCAUAAAUUGUUCGAAGAGGCCAAAGGAAUGCCAGAUGAAGAAAAAGGUGAAAUGCCAACCGGAGGUGGAAUCCCUACCGGAACUGGACCACAAAUGCAAGCCGCUCCAGAGGCUGACAAGAAAACUCCUGCCUUCGAUGGAAAACCCAUGACUCCCAUUCUAAGGGGAUCAACACAAGCGAACGUUAUUUUCUCUGAAGCACUCGACACUUUUCAAAGUGCUGCGACUCCUAGUACCCCUCCCAUUUUCAGCAGGGAUCCGAAAAUAAGACAGCAAGCGCAAAUGCAAGAAUAUGAUGACCAUUUGUAUGAAGACAUUGAAGAAUGGAUACCGGCUCCACAGUAUUUUGCUGAUAAACAUGGUGAGAUUAUAAUUACAUCAACCUAUAUUUUUCAAAUUCACGGGGUGUAAUAUAGA